Molecule: messenger RNA, 4974 nt
Organism: Gymnodraco acuticeps
Lineage: Eukaryota; Metazoa; Chordata; Actinopteri; Perciformes; Bathydraconidae
Product: hepatocyte growth factor-like
Exons: 18
Coding region: 140-2305 (721 amino acids)
Biological process (GO): proteolysis
Molecular function (GO): serine-type endopeptidase activity
Source: RefSeq, a predicted model, not a curated record
AGUAAAAGGGGGUUGAACCGAGGACGUGUGGUUUCUUGGAAAAGUGGCAUCUGUGUGAGGAAAGCAAGUCUUCUGCUGGACACCAGGCACCCUGUCGCUCAUUAUAUCCGGAAUUUAUCCUGCUUUCAAGCUCCUAACCAUGAGGAUAAACGUUUGGAUUUACCAAGCUGUGGCGUGUGUUGUGGCCACUAUAUUGGAUACAGGUUUUUGUAAAAGGACUCAUCAGUCGUUACAGAAGUAUGAGAAGAGUGAAGGUCACAUGCUGGUUUGCACAGACUGCCCUCAGCCCCCUUUGGUUAGAGGCAGCCGGUCGCUGGAAAACUGCGCCCGCAAGUGCAAGAAGGUCAAGAAAAACUUCAACUGCAGGGCUUUUAACUUUCAGCGGCACGACAGGAAAUGCCACUUGCUUCCUUUUGACCGCUUCACCCAUGGUGUGCAGACGCAAGCCAACGUCAACUUCACUUUGUAUGAAAAAAAAGAUUAUAUAAGGGAAUGUAUCAUCGGCACCAAGGACAACUACAGAGGGAGACGAUCUUGGACAAAGUCAAACAUCACUUGCCAAGCUUGGUCAGAUAAUAACAUCAAUGAACACACAUUUUCUCCUGAUAGGUACCCAACGCAAGACCUGAGGGAGAACUUUUGUCGAAAUCCCAACAACGAUCCUGGUGGUCCGUGGUGCUACACUACAGAUCCCAACGUACGAGCCGAGGAGUGUGGCCUGCCACAGUGUUCACAAGAAGUCUGUAUUAUGUGCAAUGGUGAAGAUUACCGGGGAAAAAUGGACCAAACAGAGAGUGGCAAGGAGUGCCAGAGAUGGGACUCAACAAGACCUCACAAACACCACUUCCAACCCAAAAGGUAUCGACAGAAAGAUUUAAAGGACAACUACUGCCGUAACCCAGAUAAUCGCCUUCGUCCCUGGUGCUACACGGUGGAUCCUAAAACUCCGUGGGAGUACUGCAACAUCUCUGUGUGUGAUUCUGACUCAAGUGAGGACACAGAUGUCAAUGUAACAACAUCCUGUGUCCAGGGAAAAGGAACAGAUUACCGAGGCACAAUGAAUGUCACUCCAGAGGGUGUGACAUGUCAGCGCUGGGACUCCCAGUCGCCCCAUAACCACUCCUUUCUUCCCCAGAACUUCAAAUGCAAUUUGUGUAUGUGUUUUAGAGACCUCACAGAGAACUACUGCCGUAACCCUGAUGGCGCCGAUCACCCAUGGUGCUUCACUACAGACCCCAAUCAGAGGAUAGCCAACUGCACCCACAUCCCCAGGUGUGAUGCUGAGGCCACACAAAAAAUAGAGUGUUAUGAAAGCGGAGAGACGUACCGGGGCACGUUAUCCAUAACUCGAUCGGGGAUUCCCUGUGCAGACUGGUCACAUCACAUAAACAGUGGGGAUUCUCACUCUACAGAAUCCCAUGUAGGGCUGGAGAGGAAUUACUGCCGGAACCCGGACCGGGACAAACAUGGACCCUGGUGUUACACUAAUCCAAAUAACCGUUUGGCCUGGGACUACUGCAAACUGAAGCACUGUGAAUCAGCCACAGUGUCUCCUCAACCCAACACUCCAACAGACACCAAGAUAUCAUGCUUUGUGCAUAUAAACACCAGAAUAGUUGGAGGACACCAAGUGCGGGGUACAGAUGGCAGCUGGGUUGUAAGCAUCCAAAGAGAGAAGGUUCAUUUGUGUGGGGGCUCGUUGAUCAGAGAAGAUUGGGUUUUGACGGAUCAACAGUGCUUCACCUCCUGUGUUCCAGAUCUCAAGGAUUACAGUGUGCAGGUUGGAGUGCGCCACCUCAACGAAUCCUCCAACCACCCGGGACUACGCAUCUCUCGCCUGAUCUGUGGCCCGGAAGGAUCCAACCUGGUUAUGCUAAAACUAGAAGACCCUGCCCCUGUGUCUGAAGGUGCCUCUACAAUUCAUCUUCCAGUGAAAGAGUGUCACAUCCCUGAAGGCACCAACUGCACCAUGUAUGGAUGGGGGGAAACCAAAAACACAGGAUACGAUGAGGCGCUGAACACUCUGACCAUGCCCAUGGUCAACAACGAAAUGUGCGCACAAAUCAAAGGGGACGCUGGAGAAAGCAGAAUAUGUGCCGGCGGCAAGAGAGGAGAAGGCGUAUGUGAUAAAGAUAAUGGCGGUCCAUUGGUUUGCCAGGAACAUGAGCGUAAAGUGAUAAUUGGCGUGAGCAUCCAAAGGACAAAAUGUGCGUCAUCGCAGCCUGCGCUCUUUGUUAACGUCGCUUUUUACUCUGAGUGGAUAUACAAAGUGUUCAAACUUUACCCCAGUUUGGAGAGGAACUGAUAGUGUGGUGAUCAAAUGGACACAAGGAAGAAACAAGGAAAAUCCCCGAAUGGAAAGUGGCCGUUUUUGCAUUUUGUGGCAGAAUUUUUCAUUUGAAGAUGAUGACAGCGAUAGAAGACUGGAUGAAGGAUUCUCAUUCGUUCUUCCAAUUUGCAAGAGAAGACAUCCUGGCUUUAUCAUUUUGAAAAAAACAAAGUCUUGGGCACAUGCACGGCAAACUAUUUCUAUUUUGACAUGUUCAGAAUUUCUGAAGCCAUGCAAACAAAGACAAUGAGAAUGACCCUUGUGACUCAGUAUUAUCUCCUGGAAUAUACUUGAAUAUGGACGGAACCCAGAUGUCUAGAGGUUUCCGCACGUGGAACCCUCCUGUGACUGGGACUUUUCUUUCUUUUUAAUGUGUUGAGCUGAACUGCAGAACCUAUUUUAUUACCUUCAACACAAAUGUACUAAUCUGGUUACACAUUUUACACUGAACAAAAAUGUAACAUUGAGUUUAACGAAAUGUAUUAUGACAACAGGUUCCACAUAAUUAGGUUGUGUAAUUUGUUGACAUAAUACAUUCAUUUAAGUCAACGUUUACAUUUGUUUUUCAUUGUAGGAUACAUUACAAAUCUAAGACGUUGACUUUAAUUAAAUCUAUUCUGUCAACAGAUUUCACCUAACUGCAUUAGGUUAGUUGAAAAACCACUAAUAUUAAGUUUAAAUACAAAUAAUUAGGUUCAACUUAAUAUAAUAACUUUCAACUAACCUCAUACAGUUGUGGGAAAUGUGUUGACACUUAAUUCAAGUCAUUGUUUAGGUUUUUUCAGUGUAGCAAAGCAAGACAAAUAUACAUCAUUCAGCUUCUGAAAUGAUUCUACAAAGCGUUAAGGUAAUGCCAAAAAGGAGGGGAAAAUAAGGGUCAUCUAUAAGGUAGUACCUUAUAUAUAUAUAUAUGUUUAUAUAUAUAGUCUAUGGGUAGUACAGACACUAAAAGUCCAAAUCAAAAAUAGUGCUAAGCCUAUUCCUCUGAGUACAGCAAAUGUUCAAAUCUGGCUUUAGAUAAACCAGCAGUUAGGUACAUACAACACACUAUUGCUGCUUGGAGCUAACUGCAGAAGCCUUGGCAAACAUGCCGUGCUAAUUGUGUGCAGUAGCCGGACUACCUUUCCCCAGUUAGCUGUAACAUUUAGUUUCCCCUCGAGAGGGUCUGUGUAGGACUGGGCGAAUUUCUCCGAAAUCUUGUGCUAAUAUUUGUAGCGUGAGAAAGAGAACAGCCAUGCCAAAUAAAACAUGGCUAUUUGGUCUCCAGUUUGGAGGUAACGUUGGCCCCUGGUGGGCUGUUUGUGGUCAGUAGGGUAUUUUAUAGUUUUCUUUUUUGGUUUACUCCUUAUGUACAUAACUGCAGAUGUAUCGAGUAUGCUUCUGCUGUGCUGUGAGAUAUUAUAGGUCUUAUAGAUCUGGAAUAUUUUUGGUUCACUGAGUAAUGUCAGAUUGUCUUCUUCGUGAUUGUGUUCGAUAUUUAAAGAGACUGGUAGCUAUGUAGGUAUAUUUAUUUUUUUAAUUAGAGGAAAACAUCGUUUGAGAACAAUCAGGAUCUUCUUGUGAUAUUUAGAUUGUUGUUCCUUUCUCAUUAGGGAGUUAUGACCCCAGAAUAAUUUGGGUGCAUGUUUAACUCACAUGUUAGCUACACAAAUAUGGAAGUACAUGCUCUGUGACAGUACAGCAACUCCAGGUUUCUUUCAUUCAAGAGUGCUAGUUGCAGGCUAAAUCAAUAUUGUUCUGCCUAGAGUUGAUCAUGUAUUUACUGUGCAUAUACACACACAUACGUACACAUGCACAAACAUGUAAAACUUGUCACUUAAUCAUAUCAUAAUGAUAUUCUAGCAAGUUAAAGGUAUGAAAACAAUAGGCCUUAGACAUAGGCAUUACAUUAACAUGCAUGAAGAUUUUAUUUACCAAACAAAAGAAAACACAAACAAAGUUUUAAGCCGAAUAAGUGAAACAAUACAGGUUAUGAUGAGGAGUUGAAAGUAGCAAGACGACACGUUUCUCUUAGAAAUGUCUUUGAGCAGAAAAGUAAAAGCUUCUGAAUGCCGGAUAUUGCCUUAAAUGUCCUAAAUGAUGCCAAACAUCCUCGUUUAGCAUCAAAAGCAUUUCAUUUUACUCAUAUUUGUUUGGCUCCUUUGCCAAAGUUAAACAAAGUAUUUUAAUAUCAGCUCCAAAAUGACUGCUCUGAAUAUCAAAAGGAAAUCAUUACAUAGCAAUAAACUAAUAUUGGGGGAUUUCCGAUAAGCCUUUAAGUCCUUUUGCCUUUGGUUGGUUUCAAUGACCAUAACUAUGCAAUUAAAUUAUAACUGUGGCCUUAAUCGUACUUUGAGAACAAAUGCAAUCGUCUUCUAUCCUUGCACGGGUUAAAACCAAAAGUCUAUGAAGUAAUAAGAGAGAUGAAUUAAAGGCAACUGAACCAAAGAUCUCGUAAUCUUGGUUAUGUGGCGGAUCAUAAUUGUAAUGUAAAUUGUUAGCUGUGCUCUCGUGGAGUUAUAAUGUUAUUUAAUUUACCUUAAUGUAAAUAGCACAGUGCAUUCUGUAAAUUACACUUUGUCAUUUUUGUAAAUAGUAUACUUAAGUAUUUUUCUUCAUGAUGAUUCUGUUUAUAUAUUUGUAUACUGUAAACUUUAAAUAUAACA